Phaedon cochleariae (mustard beetle) is the source of this 1995-nucleotide messenger RNA. The record is from the annotation of a GenBank genome assembly. NCBI's taxonomy places the organism in Eukaryota, Metazoa, Arthropoda, Insecta, Coleoptera, Chrysomelidae.
AGAAUUCAUGAUAACGAUAACAUGAUAUCAAAAUGGUGGAUGUUUGAGCGUUGUUAGAGAAUGUUCUUCAUUACGCCGAAUCGCUGAUUCGUGGAAAUUGUUCAAUAAUUUAUCAAAUUGAUCACAAAUCACAACCGUUUUUACUGGUUGUUCCUUGUUUGAUAAAGCCCGGAAUUUCAUCAGAUAAAAAUGUUGAUAAUCUGAGGGAUUAUCUGGCCGCACCACUGAUGAUAAACAAGUAAUCAUGGAUAAUUUCUGUAAACGCAAAAAACGAUCCCCGCAAAACAUCGUGAUCCGUUUGAACAACAGGCAGAUUUAUUCGUACAAAAAACCAGGAACUCAUUUCCACCGAGCCAGGCAGUUCUACCAAAACGUCUUUCCCAAUUUCACCGUCAUCAACGUGGAAAAACCACCAUGUUUCUUGAGGAAAUUCAGCCCGGACGGCAAACACUUCAUAGCGUUCUCAGCAGACCAGACUUCCUUGGAGAUCUAUGUCUAUCGCGGACCUGCUUCUGCGGCAGAUUUGCUGAGAAAAUCAGAAGGCCAAACCGACCGUUUCGACAUCAAAAGCAAAAUGUUCGAUAGGUUUUUCUCUUUGAAGCACAGGGUGAAUGUGGCCAAAGGGGCGGAACAGUUGAACAGAGAGUGCAGCCUUUUCAGCGACGACGGUAGAUACGUCAUCAUAGGAUCUGCUUCCUUCAUUCCUGAGGAAAUCAGGCCGCACUUUUACGAGAUCUACACGAAUAACGAGUCUGUCACGCCUAAUUUGCAGUCUCCUUUGGAAGAUUAUACCUUGCACUUGGUGGACUUGCAUUUGGGGAAGCUUUGUGACACCAGGCCGUUCAAGGUGGACAAGAUAUUCCUGUCGCAUAAUCAGGGGCUGUAUUUGUACAAAGAUACAUUGGCUGUUUUAUCGGUGCAACACCAGGUGAUACAUCUGUUUCAAAUUCUGGAUGGUAUGUUCGUUGACGUGAAGAAAAUAGGAAGGUUUUGCUUUGAGGAUGAUUCCUAUCUCUAUAACUCCGUAUACCCGACGGAAAGGGCCUUCAGAGAAACUAGUAUCAACUCUUUGAAACACAGAUUGCUCACUUUUUUGUAUAAGAGAGCUGAUAAGUUGAGUGCGACCAAUAAAAAUCCUACGGAGUUGAGGAAAUUUUAUCAUUACUUCGAGAACUUCAAUUCCUUGAAGAUGUGGAAGAUGCAGCUGAUUGACGAAGACACAUUGUUGAUAAAAUACGCCAGCGAGGAUGUGGUGACCCUCAAGUCUACCGACGUGAAUAGCCAACCGCAGUUCUUUGUGGUUUAUCUCAUCAAAACCAGCAACGUCAUUGCUGUAUACGAAAACACUUCUAGAGAACUGUUGGACCUGUUCGAGAACUUCUGCGAUUUGUUUAGGAACGCUAGCAUCCACAACGAAACGCAAUUCACCUGCAGCCCUUCGAAUAACCUCUAUGCUAGGUUGCUGCAAAAGCGGUUCAAGCAAACCAUUAUCAAUGCCAAAUUCGGGGGUAGGACUGAGGCUACCAAGAGACUGUUGGCGCAGUUGCCAAUAAGCGCGCAGUCUUACAGCUGCUCCCCCUAUUUGGAUUUGUCUCUAUUCAGUUACGACGAGAAGUGGGUGUCUGUGAUGGAGAGGCCGAAAGCUUGCGGGGAACACCCUAUUAGGUUUUAUGCGAGGGAUUCGGGUUUUUUGAAGUUCAGGAUUUGUGCGGGAGUGAUUCGGACUUCGUUGCCUACCGUUAGGCGUCUGGUGGCUUUUACUUUCCAUCCGACUGAUCCUUUUGCUAUUUCGGUUCAGCGGGCUAACGCUGAAUACAUUGUUAAUUUUCACGUACGUUAUGAUAAUGGGUUUUCGGAAGAUGAUGGGGAAAAUCAGUAUUUACUGAAUUUCUUGUAGGGGUAAUUUUUUAUGAAAAAAAAUCUCAAUGAUCACAUGGAUUAACCGUUUAUGAAAUACUACACGGGAUUGUCAAAUACUUUUCCACAAAUACACAC